This is a messenger RNA of Clupea harengus (Atlantic herring), 1788 nucleotides long. RefSeq names its product claudin 34a (gene cldn34a). The record is from RefSeq and is a predicted model, not a curated record. Gene Ontology annotation, cellular component: membrane; bicellular tight junction. NCBI's taxonomy places the organism in Eukaryota, Metazoa, Chordata, Actinopteri, Clupeiformes, Clupeidae. Gene Ontology annotation, molecular function: structural molecule activity.
GGAAGAGCAGAAGUAAAGUUACUAAUACUGAUCAUCUGAUGCUGCUGGACACCACUCCCCGCCCCCUUGAAGUGGUGUGUUUAAUGGUAAGUCAAUCAUUAACCCAGGCUUUAUUUACUCUGAGCGUGUAACAUUGGAUAGGUGCUUUGUCUAACUGCGGCAGUGAAAGCAACAGGUGGUUCUGUUUACCUCCCGUCCUGCUGUUCUGGUAGCAGCUGCCUGUCACUGCUGAGAUUCAAGACCUCCAUGCUGUGAAAGGUUCAGUCCCCAUGAAGUCCUCAUUGCUUGUGGGGCCCAGCAGCCUCGACUCAGAGCGCGAGUGAGUGAUCUUCAGGCCUCUGGUUCCAGUAGCUAGUGCUCUUCUCCUGAACCCGGGCUUGCGUGAUGGCGUACCUAGCCCACACGGCUCACCUGCAGUUCCUGGGCCUGGCGAUGGGAGCCGUGGGAUGGCUCAUGAUCCUUUGCAGUGCUGGCAUCAAUGAAUGGAGGCUGUGGUACGUGUCCGACAGGUCGGUCAUCACCUCCGGGGUGGCCUGGGUGGGGGUGUGGCGGGCAUGUUUUUACACUCACACCAUGAACACGGCGGAGUACUGCAGGGCCCUGGCCGUCACAGACUCCUUCCUUCCUGUGGAGAUGGUCCUGGCUCAGAUUCUCAUCAUGAUGGCCGUGGCCGUGGGCCUCCUCGGGAAUGUAGUCGGCGGGUGUGCCAUGAGGAAGGUCUACUUUGGGUUGGGGAAGAGACGCAGUAUAAACUUGACCUUCUGGUCUGCAGGGACUCUCUACUUGCUCACAGCAACGAGUGCUCUCGUGCCCUUGUGCCUGACCACGGCGGCAGUGUUGAACAACCACACCAUCGCUUUCCCCCCGGAGUACGACUUUCCCCCAGCCCCGUCGAGCCAGGGCAUAGGCUCAGCCAUCGGGGUUGGCAUUGGAGCAUCAAUCAUGAUCGCCUGCGGUGGACUGCUCUUCCUGUGCUACAGGUACCCAAAGAAGGCUGAGACCAGCAUUGAGACUAAUGGUCACUUGGUUGACUCAAAGUCUCAGCCGUCCGUGGGCCUCAGCCCCAUCUCAGAAAGUGGUCCCAAUAAGGGGGAGGUAAACCCAGCCUUUGAACUAGAGGAGAACCCCUGAUCCUCACCUUCAGCUCCAGAUAGCAAUGGAGAACCUCAGUGGUUGAGACUUGCUGAAUGAAAGCUGUGAAGGCUAAAAUGAAUCACGCCACUAUUUGCAAUAAUGGACUUCAGAUGUGAAAGACUGCUGAAUACGUUGCUUGCUUGCAUGCACAGAUUUAUAAUAGCAGAUGUUUGAAUGGAUCAGUACAUUCUCGAACACUCCUUAAAAGAUAUGUAACUCUUUAGCUCCUUCAAUGACAUGUUACAUUUAAUUACCUGAUGCUGUUCAAUACAGGACUAUCAAUCUCCUUUUCUCAAAUGUAUUUAUUUCAUUCAGAAAGAAUACAAACUAGUAAUCAGUUGAUAAUACAAAAUAAAGGGAAUGUAAUUCACUUCUGACAGAACCAUGAGUUCCCUGAGAGCUCAUUUGCUUAGAGGGACAUUGUAUUCCCAUCAGGGAAGAAGCACGUAUGCCUAUUGUUUGUCUGCUGAUUGUAAUAAGUGUUGGUUCAUAUUCCUGUCUGGAGGUUAAUUCCAGAUCCAGACAAAAGUUUAUUGUUAUGGAAAAGAAUGUACAUAACAUUGUAAAUCUAAUGUGGAACUGUAUAUUGUUUAUGCACUGCGUCCGUUAUCCAAGGUAAUAUUCAAAUAUAGAUUUUUGAAUGUAUCCUCUGAA